Messenger RNA from Candidozyma auris, 2451 nucleotides. Its product is annotated as putative ubiquitin-protein ligase. Gene Ontology annotation, cellular component: ubiquitin ligase complex; cytoplasm. The coding region runs from base 1 to 2451 and encodes 816 amino acids. Gene Ontology annotation, molecular function: ubiquitin protein ligase activity. The record is from RefSeq and is a predicted model, not a curated record. The transcript has a single exon. Lineage: Eukaryota; Fungi; Ascomycota; Pichiomycetes; Serinales; Metschnikowiaceae. Gene Ontology annotation, biological process: ubiquitin-dependent protein catabolic process via the N-end rule pathway; protein ubiquitination.
AUGGCACUUAGUGGCCUGGCUUCUUUAGUAUCUCUAUUGUACUUUGCAUUACGCAAGAAUGAGUUUUUAGAGCAUCAUGCCAAGAUUCGCGCCAUCUUUGAGUGUUUCAACGAGCAAGUGGCUGAUUUUCAUAAUAGAAUGCCUCAUGUGGUGCAUGGCUAUGAUAAACGUUUGCUUUGUGACCCAAGUGUCAUUGCGACUGAAAACGAUUUUGAGCGUAAAAAAAGACUAGCACAACAAAGGCAAUCCAAACUCAUGGCUAGAUUUAAGAAGCAGCAGUCGCUGUUUCUUGAAAGAAACAAUCUUGCAGCAGAGUAUAGCGAUGCGGAGAUGGAGGACACAAAUAGCGAAGGUUGGAAUUUCCCAGGAGCUCAUUGUAUACUCUGCCAAGACACCGCUGAAGAUGCCGGCCCAUUUGGGUUGGUGGUUCACAUUUCUAGGUCAUCGGAGUUUAGAGAUGUGCCAUUUGAUGACAAGUACUGGUUCUUGAAAGCUUUCUCCGAUAGCUGUGACUUAAAUAAACCAUCAAGUGAUUGGGCGCCGGAGAUACAAUCUGAACCAUUUAAAAAGUUUAUGGCUAAUAAUGAGGAACAGUGCGUCAUCGGACCAGGAUUCCCCAGUUCGGGCCACGUUAGAAACGAGUUAGUUUCUCUGACAUGCGGUCACGGAAUGCAUUUCAAUUGCUAUGUUCAAUUCCUCGCGAGUAAUCGAUCGCGAUCAAACCAAAUCACGAGAAACACUCCCGAUAGUAUUGAUCAUCGUGAAUUUUUAUGUCCGCUUUGCAAGGCUCUUAAUAAUAUGUUUCUACCAGUUUUGUGGCUGGCUAAUAAUCGAUCAAUGAGGAAGUUUAUCAAAAAGGAUGAACUGAAAGGUGAUGCGUUUCAGACAUUGACAAACGCGGACUCUCACAGCGGACUAUGGCGAAAAGAAUUUUAUAAUGCUGCCUUGAAAGAUUUGAAGUCCUUUUCAAUAUUGACAUGCGCAGCCACGGACGUCAUCAUUCAGAACUCUGAUAACUCCUCGUCUAACGAGCAUCAGCUUUUCCGUAUCCUUCUUUCAAACAUGUUUCAAAAUCUAUCACUCUUGACUUUUCCACAAAUUUUAAAGGCCGAUUCAUCGGAAAUCCUUGUAAAUACAAUCAAAUCUACGGAAAUAAGUCUACGUGGAGUCCGUUGCACAUUUGGAUUGGUAUUUCAAGGUAUUUCGAAUAAUAGCCUUAUAAAUCUAAGAGCAUUGAAUGAGUUUAGGGUAACAUGUCUCUUAAUGAAGGUAUCCUAUCAUGUGAAAAGCUCGCUCAACAAGCAAGACACCCAGGAGAAAUUGCUUGCUAACCUCCUAUGUCUUUCAGAAGAGAGGCUCAGUGAAUCCAUUGUUGACCUAGAUUACUUCAAAUUAUUGGUGGACGUUCUCCCUUUGCCAACAGCCGGCUUUACCUUUUUUGAAAUCCUCAAUACUUGUUACAUUGGUCACAUAGUACAAUGUUUGUUUAAAAUUUCCGCAAAUAUUGUCGAAAAACGAUAUUUCAAGAACGAGAAUUUCAAUAUCCUAGACGUACCUUUCUCGAGUUUUAUUACUCCAGAGGACUCUGCCUCAGCACAUUACCUUUUCAGGGAACUCGUAAAAACAGGCGCGUUUGGUUUUUACAGCGAAGACAUAAUGGUUAGUCCGCAACUAGGCUAUGUGAUCUUCUCCAUGUUACUUAAAAGUGUUACGCCCUUUUUGCGUCGAGCUUCGAUCUAUGCUUUCAUAAAUUGUCCAUCGGAUUGUGAUCUUGAUCAUCAAGCACAACACAGGAAUGAAGCUGAUCUACUCUGCUCAUUUUUUAAUUUACCAAGUCUAAAUGAAAUUCUCAAGCGGAUGGCACAUGAGAACUCCCUGGCAUUCUCGAAGGAAAGAAGAGUUUUUGAUAAUUUCACAAAAUUCCUUGAACAAAAUGCCGCUACAUUUGCGGAUAGCUCGGUUUUAUACAGACAGCUUGAGUAUCCUGGUAUAGUACUGCUCGUUAGGUUGCCAGAGAGAUUAGAUGACUUCUUCACGAGGUUUUAUUACCUGGAGAAACACGAUUUUCCGCAUCUAUCCGUCGAGAAUCCAGCAAUUUGCAUGUUUUGCGCCGACGUGAAGGAUUUACAAAGGACGGCUCUUGGCAGCCCUCACGGACAAUGUAACACUCACUACAAAAAAGAGUGUCGGAAUAGUGUUGGAAUCUUUCUCCUUCCGAAGGAAAGGUCUCUUCUACUACUCAGCAACAACGGUGGAUCUUUUCAUCCCAUACCGUAUCUAGAUCUGCACUUUGAGGUUGCUGGUGAUAACAAGAAGACCAAGGCUGUGUUUUUGCUGUCGAAGAGAUAUGAGGACUUUACGAAAGGUCUUUGGUUGCAGCAUAACAUAUCAAACUACAUCGUUCGAAGACUUGAUGGAGUUAUCGACGCAGGAGGCUGGGAGACGCUAUGA